GGUAAUUUAAUCAUAGUGAAGUUACAAAAUAUUUCCUCUGAGAUGUAGUGGAGUCUAGGUAUAAAGCUGGAUAAAAUAGUACCCAAGUGAAGCACAACUACCUGGAAUGUGUACCACAGUACCUGAGUAAUUGUACUCCGUUACAUUCCACCACUGGGGUUAACAGCACCGUUGACUCUGCACUCGACGCGCCCCCGUCCCUGCCUCUCUUUUUACGCGCCCCGCUGUGACUGCCGUGCGUGCUAAUCGCGCGUGGCCUGCCGGUGCCGUGUGCGUGUGUGGAUGGGGGCUGCCUGAGUGAGUGAGAGAGGGAGUGAGCGAGCUGCCGUGUGCUGUGGCUUAUCCUUGUCCUAUGCGGAUUUCGCCGCUGACUUGCUGCCCGAGCGGCUCGCCUCAUCCAGGGCUGGCCGGGAUUUAGACGUUGACGUUCCCAUUCAAAGGUUCGGAAAACACUGACUGUUCGGCUCCUCACUCCUGUUUUGCGGAUAAAGGUGCGGGUGGGAGAUAACUGUGGUUGCCCUGCUUUGCCCGUCCCGGUGGAGAGCAUAUUAUCGGUGACUUGGGGAGAUGGUAGCAGAGAGGCGAGGAUGCUCAGUGGACAAGGCAGGAGAUGAGUAAUGGGCAAGCCUUCGUGAGCUGUUACGGGGAAUCAGUAGACAAUGACAUCAAAGCUGGUGACGUUGGAGAAACCAGAAAAAGGGUGUCCUGCAACUCCUGACAGAGAAGAGGAGCCUUCAUUGCCAUAGAUACUGCUCCUCUCCACCUCCUCCUCCUCUUCCUCUUCCUCUGGUCCGUGUACCUCCCUUCAUCCCCUUACCUGUUAAACAUUUGUUUUUCGCUUUCUAUCCCUUCACAUCCUCCAUCGCCUGUCACCAUGACAACCUCAGCCUUGCGCCGGCAGGUGAAGAAUAUUGUCCACAACUAUUCAGAAGCAGAGAUCAAGGUUCGCGAGGCCACCUCAAAUGAUCCAUGGGGCCCGUCCUCAUCUCUCAUGUCAGAGAUCGCUGACUUGACCUUCAACGUGGUGGCGUUUGCUGAGGUCAUGGGCAUGGUGUGGAAACGCCUCAAUGACAGCGGCAAGAACUGGAGACACGUCUAUAAGGCCCUGACUCUGUUGGAUUACCUGCUGAAGACAGGAUCAGAGAGAGUGGCCCAACAGUGCCGUGAGAAUGCAUUCACCAUUCAGACGCUACGUGACUUCCAAUACGUGGACCGUGAUGGCAGAGACCAGGGGGCCAACGUGAGAGAAAAAGCACGUCAACUGGUGUGUCUCCUCCGUGACGAGGAGCGCCUUCGCCAGGAGAGGAGUCAGGCCCUAAAGACCAAGGAACGAAUGGCUGGGGGAGGCAGCGGAGGGGGCGGGGGUGUCUAUGGAGGUAUACCCCCAUCGUACCACCCAGGCAGGCGUACAAGCCAGCCCAGCAUGGCCGUGCUGUACGGGGAGGAGUUCAGCCGCUCCAGAGGCUCUCCGUCCUCCUUUAACUCCUCGUCCUCCUCUCCUCGCGCUGCCUCAGACUUGGAGCAGGCCCGACCUCAGACCAGCGGCGAAGAGGAGCUGCAGCUUCAGCUGGCCUUGGCCAUGAGCAGGGAAGAGAGUCAGAAGGAGCAGUGCUGUCGUCAGGGAGACGAGUCUCUCUUGCAGAAGACCCUGGAUGAGAGCAGGAGAGAGAGCCAGUCAGGGACACAGGAGUCAGCCAUGCUUGACCUGGUGGACAUAUUUGGCCCCUCUUCUGAGCCCCCACCCCCGCCUCAUGACCCUUGGAACUCUGCCCAACCCACCUGUGACAUCACGUCUGACCCCUGGGACUCUGUAGCGGUACAAGCCAGCACUCCUGUGAUAGGUAGCCCUUGGGCGGUCCCUCCCUCAUCCUCAAACGCAUCCAAUCCUUGGGCUUCAUGCCCCAACUCAUGCACAGACCCCUGGGAAGCAGCGCCUGUCUCCUCCAGCCCCGUCAAUCAUGUGUGGGACAGCCCAGAAGAUGGAGGUGGUGAUGGGACAGAUCUGUUCGCUACACAGGAGGAGGAGAAGCUUAAACAAGAAGUUACCCAAGUGUCUUCCCCUCAACCUGCUAGUCCCACGGAUGCAGAACUGUUUGGAGUAAAAGCGAACUCUGACCCAUUUGCUGAAGCAGAUUCCAAGUCAGAUCCAUUUGGGACUGACCCCUUGGUGAAACCCCAGAUAAACGGACAGGAGUCAGCCAGCCCAGAGAUGUUUGACCUUUCCCGGCUAGCACCCCCGCUCAGCGCCCCACCUACUCGUGUGUGUCGAACCCCAGAGGCCUUCCUGGGGCCUACAGGGGCCUCACUGGUCAAUUUAGAUGCUCUGAUACCUUCCAACCCACCUAGCAAGACGCACAACAACCCCUUCCUCUCAGGUCUGAGUGCUCCAUCUCCCACCAACCCCUUUCACUGCGACCAGCCCCGUCUCACCCUCAACCAAAUGCGGCCAUCAUCUACAUCUCCGCUGCCCCCACACAUGCUCUCCUACAGCCCGUCACUGCCCCUCCCGCUGCCCCACCAGCCACCCAUCCUCCCCUCCUCUCUCACACAACCUCCUGCCGGACUGCUGGACCUUCCCUCCAAUCUCCCACAGCCCCUACUCCCACUUUCUCCGCGACCGGCGCCACGCACUCAGUCACAGACACAAACACACAGCCACAACCCCUUCCUCUGAGUCAGCUGUGUGUUUCACAUUCUGGUCUGCAGAGGGAGAUGACAGAAUAGACUCUUUUUGGAUUCAUCUAUGCUGGUUACAAUGAGACGAGUUUAAUAUGAGCCUGAACUGGACUGUAGAACCUGGUCUGAUGUUAUUGUGCACACUUGAAGCGGAUCAAUCUUGGACUGGACGUAUGUGUGUCUAAAGACACAUGAGCUGCUAUAUAACCUGAACUCUUGAAGAAAAGCUUACUCACCCACACACACAGACACACACGCACACACACACACACUCAGGCGCACUUAAGGGUGCACAGAUAAGAACAUGAACACAUCACCAAAUUAACAGGGUGUAUAUCAAUAGUCCCUUCGAUGCCUUUUCCCCAUUAACAGCACCCUUUCACCACACAGACAGAACUGUUCCUUUAGAAGACUGGGAUGAAGCCACAUUGUCUGCAAAGAUUCACAAGGAUCCUUAUUGCUGCUGCUUCACCGACUAAAGCAUGAAUGCGUCCCACCACCCAAAGACUCCAAACUAUUCUACUCUGCUGAGCACCUGAGAUAAUUUCUUCAAAUAAAUCCUCUUUUUUUAAUGAGUCAAAUAGCUUCUUGAGCGUUAUUGGCACAAUUGAAUCACUGGAGAGGGCCCCAAAAGUGUCUUAGUGUGAGAUUCAGAAGUCAGCAUUAAGCACGGUUCAAGAACUAAUUGACUCAGGUAUCACCUCCUACAUCAACAUAAUGAUAUCUAUUUUGCAUUGCCUUGUUACCUUGCAAGUUUGAUGGCAUCUGGUUCUAAGUUAGUUGCGUUCUUUGUCAUUUAAUGCAAGUAGCCCCAACAGGAUCCAGGUGGUCUCAAAACUGGACUAAACCAGCCUAAGCUAGACCUUACUGUCUCAAUCUGGACCUAAACUGAUGACUGAUUGUACCCUUUCGGACCUGCGUGCCUGUCUCUGCAGCUGACCCGCAAUGCAUUCCCGGCUGGUCGAUAUUGGCGCUGUUGAGGAGGACCUCAGGGAGAAAGCUCUGUCCCUCCUCCAAUGAGAUUCAGCCUUAGUGAAUGGAAAGGUAUUUGUCUACAGAGAGAAACGACAGGGAGAUCAAUGACUUUAUUUCACAGGUGAACAUGAGAAUGAGAGGCGAAGAGAACACAGGAGUAGUAAAGCUGAAGGGGAAAUGAUUAUAGAUGUUUAAGUGACAUAUCGAGCAGUAGCUCUUUCUUCGGCUCCUCGUUCACUUCUGUGUUAGGAACAAGACGAGACGUUUGGUCAUCACUGCACUGAACCUUGACCUGAAUGUGAAACGCCUGCCUACAGAUACACACAGGCUUAGUACAUAUGUAUUUAACAGAGUGAUACCUAUAAAGUAUUAUGAAAUAUUCUACCAA
This is a messenger RNA of Scatophagus argus, 4039 nucleotides long. RefSeq names its product epsin 3b (gene epn3b). The transcript has 13 exons. Lineage: Eukaryota; Metazoa; Chordata; Actinopteri; Scatophagidae. The record is from RefSeq and is a predicted model, not a curated record. Gene Ontology annotation, cellular component: plasma membrane; endosome; clathrin vesicle coat. Bases 875 to 2674 code for a protein of 599 amino acids. Gene Ontology annotation, biological process: endocytosis. Gene Ontology annotation, molecular function: phospholipid binding; clathrin binding.